AAACGGACACCAAAUCAACCAGCUUCCUCCUCCUCCUUCCUUCUUCUUCUUUCUCCUAUCUGAGCUGAAUCUUGAAUUUGAUUCUGCAGUCCACUCUCUUCCUUUAUUCCCAAGCUUUCGUUCUUUUUAUAGUAUAAGCAAUGGCUUCGUAUUACUCUGCGUUUUUGGGCAGUGAAGAGCCGCACUUUUUGGAAUCAUGCUCUCUUUGCAGUAAACACCUUGGUCCUAACUCCGACAUCUUCAUGUACAGAGGAGACACAGCGUUUUGUAGCCAAGAGUGUAGAGAAGAACAGAUUGAAUCUGAUGAAGCCAAGGAGAGAAGCUGGAAACUUUCUGCUAGAUCUCUCCGUAAAAAAUCUUCCGAAGCUGCAAAGGAUUCAGCCGCCGGAAAAACCGUACGGACAGGAACACUCGUGGUCGCGUAGUAGAAUUUGUAUUACAAUAAGAAAACCAAAGCAUGUAGCUUUUGUGUAUACCCUUUUUGUCUAAAAGCUAUAUAUAUAUAUAUCACCCUCUAUUAAGUAAAACCUGCUAAAUUUUACUCUGUUUCUAUCAAUCUUGCUCUUGAUCGGGAUCUGAGGAAUUGUAAGAUCUUGUUAUGUGGAGUUCGGGAAAGUGAGAGGUAUUGAUCUCUGGGUGGGGGGGUUAAUUUUUGAUCGAUUAAACAAUAAGAAACAGAGCAUACUAUAUUAAUGUUCUAUAUUCAAUUUUUUUAUCUUCCUUGUCUUGUAAUUUGUUUCAAACUUGUGCUGUUAAGAUCGAGCUUCACCAGAAGUCGAGUUUAAUUGUAUCUGCAUUCUGCAGUCAGUUACA
Molecule: messenger RNA, 813 nt
Organism: Brassica oleracea var. oleracea
Lineage: Eukaryota; Viridiplantae; Streptophyta; Magnoliopsida; Brassicales; Brassicaceae
Exons: 2
Coding region: 141-425 (94 amino acids)
Source: RefSeq, a predicted model, not a curated record